This is a messenger RNA of Dromiciops gliroides (monito del monte), 1562 nucleotides long. RefSeq names its product integrin binding sialoprotein (gene IBSP). The record is from RefSeq and is a predicted model, not a curated record. NCBI's taxonomy places the organism in Eukaryota, Metazoa, Chordata, Mammalia, Microbiotheria, Microbiotheriidae. Gene Ontology annotation, cellular component: extracellular region. Gene Ontology annotation, biological process: cell adhesion; bone mineralization; extracellular matrix organization.
GUGAGCAGAGGAAAAAUUAAAUCUGUGUCUACUCAUUCACUCCUGCUAGCUUCCCUGCUCAUCUCAGCUCUCCAAAAGGAAAGCAACAAAAUGAAGACUGCCCUAAUUUUGCUCAGCCUUUUGGGCAUAGCCUGUGCUUUCUCGGUAAAAAAUUUACAUCGAAGGGCCAAAUUAGAUGAUUCUGAAGAAAAUGGGGUCUUGAAUCACAGGCAUCGAUAUUAUAUUUACAAAUAUUCCUACCUUUACCCACCUCUAAAACGAAUUCCAGUUCAGCACAAUGGUGAUUCAUCUGAGGAAGGCGAUGGUGAAAGCUCAGAAGAGGAGGAAGAGGAAGAGGAAGAGGAAACUUCAAAUGAAGAAGAGGAAACAGAGUCUAAUGGAAGUGAGGAAUCAACCACUCUAUCUGCUGUUACACCUGGUUAUGGAGAUGAAAAUACUACUGCAAGUGGGGAUGUGGGUUUAGCAGCAAUUCAAAUUCCCAAGAAGAGAAAAGUGAUUGAAGAAGAAGAGGAGGAGGAAGAGGAGGAAGAGAAUGAAGAGAGUGAAGCCGAAGUAGAUGAAAAUAGUGGAGGCAAUAGCACCAACCAUGAAAAUGCUGAAGGAGAACAUGGAAACGGGGGAGAGAGAGGAGAAGAGGAAGAGGAAGUAGAAACUGGCACUGAAGCCACAGAAAAUGAGCGAAAAAAGUGCCAGCAACGCACUGAAGUGACAACCCCCUCUAAUGGUGGCUAUGAGUCUACUAACCCUUGCAAAAGGGGACUAUGAACGUUACGUCCUCUUCCAUAUGAGGAAAGUACCAGCAAUCUAUAUGAUGGUGGAUAUGAAGAGCCAGUCACUAACGAAUAUGAUAAUGGGUAUGAAGUCUAUGAAAAUGAGAACGUGGAGCCCCGUGGUGACAAUAACAGCACAUACGAGGACGAAUACAGCUACUACAAAGGGCAUUCGUACAACGGGUAUGGGGGCCAAGAUUACUACAGUAAAGACAGAAAGCGGGAUGAAGUCAUUCCUACUAAUGGUCUGCAUGGUCAUUGUUUUUUACAAGUUGACUCAGGAAGAUGAAUAUGAGAAAUCCAUAGUAUAUUAUCGAGUGGUGCCACUGCUUUAAAACUUUCUUGCCAGUAGGUCAACUUUUCAAAUUAGCCAAAUUCCUAGUAUUUAUCUGGGGGGUUCUAAUGAAAGCCCUUGUAAUCAUUAGCACUUCUUAACUAGCAGGAGUGAUCUUUGGGAAUGAAAACAAUCCUGGAGAUGUUUUUGGGGGCUGCUGCACCAUAGCCCAUUUAAAAAAAUGCCACAAAUGUUUUAAUGGGUAGCAUUAUUAUGAAAUUAUAAAUGUGGUGUUGUUUCAGAAUAUGCCGUCUCAUAAUGCUGUGGACACUAUACAACAGAUAUAUAGACUUUUGUAACACUGCCUAUCAAACACUGUUCAAGUGGAAUUAAUUGCAACAGUCUUAUUGUACACCUUUGUUUAUAUUCUAUUGUUUCUAUUAAAGUCAAAUGCAAUUCAUAAAGCAUGUUGGAAUUUAAAAGAAAUUGGUUAACUUUUAAUAAUUAAAUCCUUACUG